This is a messenger RNA of Balaenoptera ricei (Rice's whale), 613 nucleotides long. Its product is annotated as glutathione S-transferase alpha-4-like. NCBI's taxonomy places the organism in Eukaryota, Metazoa, Chordata, Mammalia, Artiodactyla, Balaenopteridae. Gene Ontology annotation, molecular function: glutathione transferase activity. The record is from RefSeq and is a predicted model, not a curated record. Gene Ontology annotation, biological process: xenobiotic metabolic process; glutathione metabolic process.
AUGGUGGCCAAACCCAAGCUCUGCUACAUCCAUGGCCGGGGCAGGAUAGAGUCAAUCUGCUGGCUGCUGGCUGCAGCUGGCGUGGAGUUUGAAGAAGAAUUUCUCGAAACUAGAGAACAAUAUGAGAAGUUGCAGAAGGAUGGAUGCCUGCUUUUCCGCCAGGUGCAUCUGGUUGAAAUUGAUGGAAUGGUGCUGACACAGACAAGAGCCAUUCUCAGCUACCUUGCUGCUAAGUACAACUUGCAUGGGAAGGACCUGAAGGGGACACUCAGGAUCUACAUGUAUGCCGAUGGCAUCCUGAACCUUAUGAUGAUGGUGGCGCUGGCUGCGCUCUAACCCCCAGAGGAAAACCCGGCUUUAAUUGUGAAGAAAGCUAAAACCCGGCAUUUCCCCGUCUUUGAAAAGGCAUUUAAAACAAGAAUCAGCAACAUCCCUAUAAUUAAGAAGUUCCUGCAGCCUGGGAGUCAGAGGAAGUGCCCCCCGGAUAGCCACUAUGUUGAAGUUGUCAGGAACAUUUUGCGGUUCUAAAGGCAGCAGGCUUACAAUGGCAAAUUAAUAAACCAAUCGCAGCAUCGGCUUAUGUCGCCAAGCAACUGUAGAUUCUAGGAGUAAA